UUUAGCAACAGACUGCUAAAAUUACCGAAUCUUUUUCUCCGCUCCAUGGAUAACGACUCCAAAGCAAUUUUGAAUGGAAUUAAUUUGCGAUUGAAUGACAUUGACUUGAAACUAUCAUUUGUUCUGGAAUUGCUCACAAAUCGCCUACCCGAGAAGCCGUCAUCGAGAGAACAGUUGACGACACUGCAGCUCAUGCAUCCACAAUCUCAUCGUGAAACGAUGAAUGAUCGCAGAAGCAUCGUCUUCGCUAGGUUAAAAGAACAGCGGCGAGCUGAGCGGUCAUCGGCAUUUGCCGUGGAAGAUGCAAUUGGUGAAAUAGCUUUCGGCAAUACCGCUUCUUCGUUGCAACUAGACAGCAAUGAGAAAUCGGUCCAACGACAACAAGAUGGCAUAUUACCCGAAACAUCAUCCAUUUCUACCAGAGAUACAUCAGCAACGGCAUCAGCUGGUAUCCCAGCAACCAACGACAGCGAAGGUGAUGAAGAAGUUGAUGAUUAUGACGAUGAACUGGAUGAGGAUGUUGCAACAACAAAUCAGGAUCGUGAAGUGAAAAUAAUUCAUGCAGAAAGCAAUUUUCCGGAAGGAGCGGUACGGCGAGCUGCCGAAAAGGCAGCACGAAGUUUUCAAAGUACUCAACCAAAGGUUUUUGCAUGGCAAAUAUUACGAGAAUCAGUUACCGAUCAGGAACUUCGAAAUGUGCACAUCUCCUUAAGAACAUUUCAUGGUGAAACUGCAGAGCAUCUCUUAUCUCGGCAAUUACCAAAGAUACGUUUGGUAGUGGAAGCAACAAUGUCCUAUUUCAAAUGGGAUCAAUUGAGUGAUGAAAAUCAGUUAACCAAAGCUAAACUAUUAUUGAGUCAUCUAAAAAAUAACGCGAAGGUCCGAAAUUGGACUCUUAGAGAAGGACGUCCGAAUCGGAUAUCGAACACGAUGGAUGCGGUAUGGAAACGUUAUGCAGCUUUACUUGGACAAACCGGUCUUGCUACUGUCGGUUUAUUACCAAGCCACAUAAAUCAGCUCAAUCGAUAA
Messenger RNA from Loa loa (African eye worm), 1029 nucleotides. RefSeq lists its product as hypothetical. The record is from RefSeq and is a predicted model, not a curated record. Bases 46 to 1029 code for a protein of 327 amino acids. NCBI's taxonomy places the organism in Eukaryota, Metazoa, Nematoda, Chromadorea, Rhabditida, Onchocercidae. The transcript has 5 exons.